AUGCUUCGUUUUUUGUUUGUGCCCCUAUAUAUUGUUCAUUUUGUUUAUUUUGUCUACUACGUGCACGAGCCUUCGGCCGCUGCGAAGGAUUUGCUGCGGCCACAGGUCGCUCUCAGGCUUUAUAGCCCGAGCAAAAGAGCUCACAAAGCCAUUAACACUCAAGACGGCGUUAAGUUUUUCCCCAUCUCCAGUGAUGACUACCGAGGCAUAACUAAGUUCCUCUCUGAAAAUGGUGAGGAAUACCAUACCUUCAUGCUUAAGGAAGAGAAAACCGUCCAGGUAGUCAUCAGAGGCCUCCCCCUAGAAAUUCCCAUUUCCGAUGUUGAGCAGGACCUUAAAGACCACAAGAGUUUCAACCAAACAAUCAAACUUUCUAUAGAUAAACACGGCAGAUACUAA
Messenger RNA from Brassicogethes aeneus, 399 nucleotides. The record is from the annotation of a GenBank genome assembly. NCBI's taxonomy places the organism in Eukaryota, Metazoa, Arthropoda, Insecta, Coleoptera, Nitidulidae.